UCGACCCGCGGCUCAAACCACACUCGCACCGACUUGUCUGUAGCGUCAACAUGAUCCUGAAGUUGGUAUUAUUCACUUUGGCGGCUGUUGUGGGGGCUGACAAGCUCCCGUCUACCUCUUACGGGGCGCCCAGCAGAGGAAGUGGAGGUUUCCCAGGUGCGGGUGGAGGACGCUUUGGGGCUUCUGGAGUGAGAGGAGGCUUCGGUUCCCCUGGAGUGAGAGGAGGCUUCGGUUCCUCUGGAGUAGGCGGAGGCUUCGGCACAUCUGGAGCAGGAUUCGGAGGAAGACCAGUUGGUGGUUUUGGAGGAUCACCUGGAGGCUUCCAAAGACCGAGUAGUGGAGCCUUCGGGGGCCCAGUCGGUGGUGGCUUCGGGGGAGCUGCAAGUGGAAGCUCUUUUGCCGGAAGUUACAGACCAUCAGGACCUGUUGUGCCCAUCCUGAGGGACGAACGUCAGGGACCUGAUGCGUACGGCAACUACAACUUCAACUUCGAGACUGGUGACGGCAUCAGUCGUCAGGAGCAGGGCGCCCCUCAGGGCCCGACUGGCGCCGUGGCAUCUCAGGGAGGAUGGUCAUUUACCUUCCCCGAUGGAACUCCAGCUAACUUCAAGUUCGUCGCGGAUGAAGGCGGUUACCGCGUGGAGUCUCCCCUGCUGCCCACGCCCCCGCCUCUCCCCGCCCACGCCAUCGCCCAGAUCGAGAAGGCUCGUCAGGAAGACGCCGCCGCUGCUGCUGGAGGUGGUCGAGGAUCGUAUGGAGCUGCAUCGGGCUCCUCGUCCCAGUUCUCUGGAGUGUCUGGUGGAGGCUUUGGAGGAGCACCUUCUGGAGGUUUUGGAGGAGCACCUUCUGGAGGCUUUGGAGGAGCACCUUCUGGAGGUUUUGGAGGAGCACCUUCUGGAGGCUUCGGAGGCGCAUCAAUUAGAAGUUUUGGAGGGGCAGGAGCUGGAAGCUUCGGAACCACACAUGCUAGAGGAUUUGGUGGAGCAGGAGCUGGACGCUUCGGAGCUGCUCCACUGGCUCCCAGGAGGACCUACGGCGCCCCUUGAACAUAAUCUCACGUUUGUAGCUCGAGACUUAUGUCAUGAUUUUCGCAAGAAACAAUUUUUCUAUCUUGAAAAAUCUUGCUGGGUCCCUGUGUCUCAAGUCUGUCACAUAAACGGUGUCUCAUGUAAGCUGAUGAUCAAAGUCUGUCUGAAAUGAGCUAAAUUGUACGCUUAUUCUAUUGAUACACAUAUACAUAUAUAUUAUAAAAAUAAAACAAUUUGAUGAAAAAGUUU
Molecule: messenger RNA, 1277 nt
Organism: Procambarus clarkii (red swamp crayfish)
Lineage: Eukaryota; Metazoa; Arthropoda; Malacostraca; Decapoda; Cambaridae
Source: RefSeq, a predicted model, not a curated record